AUGGAUUCUGAGUUACAAGCUAUUAGAGAAGCCAGGUUGGCUCAGUUAAAAAGCAACAGCGGCGGCGCCAACAGCGAUAGGAAUAGCGGUACUAAUAGCGGUGGAGGCGACAAUUCUGCUCCAGUUGGUGCAGCUAUUGCAAAUUUCUUGGAGCCACAAGCUUUAGAAAGGUUGUCUCGAGUGGCAUUGGUUCGAAGGGAUAGAGCCCAAGCAGUAGAGACAUAUUUAAAGAAAUUGAUUGCUACAAACAAUGUCACGCAUAAAAUUACAGAAGGUGAAAUUGUUUCGAUCUUGAAUGGUAUCGCCAAGCAACAAAAUUCGCAAAGUAACAAUAAGAUUAUCUUCGAACGGAAAGACUUCAGCGAAGACCUAAAUUCAUUUGACAAGCAAAACGCCAAGAAUGAUGACGAAGAAGAAGAUGAUGACUUCUUUGAUUAG
This is a messenger RNA of Saccharomyces mikatae IFO 1815, 438 nucleotides long. RefSeq names its product Sdd2p (gene SDD2). The record is from RefSeq and is a predicted model, not a curated record. Lineage: Eukaryota; Fungi; Ascomycota; Saccharomycetes; Saccharomycetales; Saccharomycetaceae. Gene Ontology annotation, cellular component: cytosol; nucleus. The transcript has a single exon. Bases 1 to 438 code for a protein of 145 amino acids. Gene Ontology annotation, molecular function: DNA binding.